This is a messenger RNA of Monoraphidium neglectum, 522 nucleotides long. RefSeq lists its product as hypothetical. The transcript has 3 exons. The coding region runs from base 1 to 522 and encodes 173 amino acids. NCBI's taxonomy places the organism in Eukaryota, Viridiplantae, Chlorophyta, Chlorophyceae, Sphaeropleales, Selenastraceae. The record is from RefSeq and is a predicted model, not a curated record.
AUGUCGCAAGAUCUGGGCUCUGAGCGCCUGUGCCGCGCACUGCGCGCCGUGUUGUCGCUGGCGACGCACCGCGGCCGCAUCGCCAACGUGCGGGCGGAGCAGGCGCUCGAGGUGCUGCUGCAUGCUUCCAACGGCGCGCCACAGGCGCUGCUGCCUGAGGAUCUGAUGCUGGAGCUUUCAAACGCGGUGGCUGAGCAGGCGGCGUCCGACAACCGCGCGCGCGUCGACCUGGUGCUGCGGACGCUGCUGCUCGUGAUGUCAAGCAGCGAUGGCAAGUUCGUGCGGCAGCAGCAGGUCAAGGUGGUUCCCGGCCUCGCUGCGAGCCUUGCACGGCACGUGAUCAGGUGGGCGGACGACCCCGACGUGGUUUGGUACGCCCUGUGCAACCUCAACCUGGUCUGCCAGCCAGACGCGAGCGCGGCGGUGGAGGAGGUCCUGGCCGCCCCAGGCGACCUGGUCGGCGUCCUGCUGUCGCUGGCGGCCCGGCUGCGCAAUGACAAGGCGGCGGCUUCCGAGCUGUAG